GGCGUCUCCGAAAGCGUCUCGAUCAGCGGGCGCCGCGAGAUUGAUUAUUUAACGGUAGGGAGGGUGGCGAGAGAGAAAGCGCGACUUAUCGCCCCCGUUGCAAAAUGGGUCGUCGACGCAAUGCGGUACGUCGCCGCGCACCGCACAGAUACAUAUAUACACACACACGCACAUACACAGCGCAUGUAGGUAUACAUGUGACCAAGGAAAUCCUGAAAAUCGAACAAUUCCAUCACCGACGCCAUCUUCGGGCACGGACGACAUCGAUCGCAAAACUUCCACGAGCUGGAUGACAAAGCCCGAAAGGAUCCAUUAUAGAUCCUUCGCCGCGUCGUGUACGCACGUCUAUCGCAACUAGUCGUGUGCAACCUCUUAACAUUGGUGACACAGUGUUCAGUAAUUUUACCAAAUAUAAUCACGUCCACAGAAACGAACUGCGAGAACCCUCGUGGUUAGUGGACAAGGCAGAUUCCUCGUCUGGACAGUAGAUCAUCAAGCGACAGAUAAUCAAUACCUAGCGAUAAAUCGGAUUGACAUUCGCCGCUCCGACAUUCCGCUUCUACAAGAUAAAAGCUCUCGAGCGAGGAAACGCAGCUGCCGGAAGCAGUGGGAUAUCAACAGGCAUCAAAAAGUCGGCGGACGCGAUCGUGUAGGAUCGCGCGGCCGCGAGGUCGGUCUCGCUGUUGGCGCGACCCUCGACGGGUCUCUCGAGUCGAGUCAUAUCUACGAUCGAAGAAAAGAUGGCCAUCGCCGCCUCGGAGAAUUAUCAACUCAAGUGGCACAGCUACGGAGCGCAUCUGCACAGCUCCGUCGCGACGCUGCUUCACUCGGAGUCCUUCGCUGACGUUCUACUGGCUACAUCCUGCGGCCGGCACGUGGCGGCUCAUCGAUUCGUCCUCGCGGCUUGCUCGUCGUAUCUCAGUCAUAUUUUUCAGACAUGCCAUUUCGGCGCGAACACCAAUGCUCCGAUAAUUGUGGUGUUGCCCACAGAAAUUGGAUACCGCACGCUAAAAAUCCUGAUACAGUACAUGUACAGUGGUGAGGCUACCGUGACGAACGAUCAACUGGAGGGAGUCUUGAAAGCCGGCGAUAUAUUGCGUGUGCGUGGACUGUGGAGAUCGAACACCGGCAGCAACAAGAAGGAAAACAUACAAUCGAACAAUCAGAAAAUCGAGCGCGACAAGCGGGAACCGUCGCAACUCACCGGUCAGAUACAAAAAAUCAAGCUGAUACAGCCGACUCCGGAGAAGGUGGUCGAAAGCACGCAACAGACGGCCACGGCCUGCCAAAAUAAUGUACAGUCCCCAAAGCCGGUCGAAAGGAAAAGCACCGAGAAGAACGAGGAAAAGGUCAACGAAUCUGAAACCAAAAAAACCUCAGAAGAGAACAAAAAUAAUGAGCAGACCAAAAAUAAGGAGAAUCUCGAGACGAACGGAAAGAAGAAGAAAAGCGUCAGCAGCGACGUCGAGUCGAAUAAGUCGAAGAGUGAAAGCGAAAAUACUGAAUUAAACUUAGAACUGCUAGUGAAGGACGAGCCGAUCGAUUGGGAAGAGUCGAUCGAUCCGUCGGAGUCGCUUACGAUAGACCAUGAGAUCGAUAUAAAACCGGAAAUCGUACACAGCGCGGAUGAGGAUGGAGAUAUGGAGGAGGAGGAGUAUACACCACUGACAUGCGACAUGUGCAGUCAAACGUUCAACAGGCCGUCGGAUUGGGUGAGACAUAUAGAAUACACGCACGCUGACAUGACUGAAAAUCGGAGAAAGAAACGAAAAGACGACAUGAGCGAUGACAGCAAGGACUUCCCGCCUCUGAAGUGCGAUCUGUGCGGCAACAUGUACUCCACGCCGCAGGAAUGGGUGCGCCACAUACAGACGGAGCACACGGAGGAGCAGUUGGCCUUGAUGAACAAUUCGGCGCCCCCUAAGCCGAAGAGGGUUCACAAUCACCAAAAGUUAUGUAACAUAUGUCAAAAGGAAUUCCCGAGUCACGCGUCGAUGGUGAUCCACCAGAGAACGCAUACGGGCGAGAAGCCUUUUCUCUGUUCCUACUGUAAAAAAGGCUUCAACGUAAAGAGCAAUCUACUGAGGCAUUUAAGGACACUGCAUGACAAAUAUGUACAUCCCAGCUUAUACGGGAGCAACGGUUGUAAGAACACUUAAAAGCCCUUCUCUUUCCUUUCCGAUGCGUAAAUCUGUUUCUGUUCUGCAUAUAGCGUCUCAGUCGUGGAGAGACCAUACAGCAUCUUAUGUAUAUUCAAUAUUAUGUCUAUGUAGACUGAAUGCGUAUCUAUAACGUAUAAAAAGGAUGCCAAAUCAGAGCAAGAUGUGUGGUGACAAAGUAACCGAUUGUAAGUAGAGAGCUGUGUGAAUCUCCACCGGAAAAGCUAACUGAGCGCAUCUUAAAAAUUUACAAUGCAUAUUGGAGAGAAAUCUAUACAAACUAUUUUUUCUAAAAGGUAAUAAUCUCGCGUUCUUUAUAAUAUAAUAAUCUUCUUUUUAAUAAUGUAUAAAAUAAUAGAGCUCUCCUCUCUCGUUAAACAGUUUUCGAUUGAGUUAUGACAAGAAAGCAAUACCAGGGCUUUAAUACCAAAGAGGCUGAUUAAUAUUGCCAAAAAUGUCUCAUUUGGUUGUUUUUAACUUUCUUUUCUUCACUUCUAAUAUAGUGCACGCGUAAAAAAAGUUAUUUAUUUUAUUUAAAAAAAAAGAAUUUAGUUAAAUACAAAGGACAAAUGCUAAUGACUUUAUCUUUUAGAGAUCUGUCGAGGAGUGCUUGCAUGUAAAAUAAUUCUAUAGUAUAAAUCAAUAUUUAACAAUUAUUAACUUAAUUAUUUAGAAUAAUUAUACGAAAUCCAAAUUAUGUAAGAUUUAACUGUAUACUUCUAGGCUAUUCCAUCCAAGAUAGCCCUCUUAUUCCCUCAGCUCGUAAGUUAAUUAUGUAUUUUUAUAUUAAAGUAGCUUAUACACACAAACAUAUAAAAAGUAAGAUACUUGCAUUAAGCAAAACUUAAUUUCGAUCUAGGUUAGGACAUAAGAGUAACAUAUAAUAUAUUCAAAAUUUAUCAAAUUUUUUGAAAAUAUAUUGAGUUCUUCUUACAUAUAAAAAAUAAUGCGAUAUUAUCAAAAUACUGUCACAGUCUCUGGAACAGUAACAAUGUGAAUAAUAAUUAAGAGGAUGACACCAUUUUGCUAUACUAAUCAUUACGAUUGUGUCACUCUACUAUGAAUUUUAGUGUCAAUUCUGCAUUGCGCUAGCACUGUGACGAGCCAAAUAACUUUUAAAUGUAAAAUUAAAAUAAUAUAUUACCUUAAAAGUA
Molecule: messenger RNA, 3313 nt
Organism: Linepithema humile (Argentine ant)
Lineage: Eukaryota; Metazoa; Arthropoda; Insecta; Hymenoptera; Formicidae
Product: zinc finger and BTB domain-containing protein 14
Biological process (GO): regulation of transcription by RNA polymerase II
Cellular component (GO): nucleus
Molecular function (GO): protein binding
Source: RefSeq, a predicted model, not a curated record